Triticum dicoccoides is the source of this 2819-nucleotide messenger RNA. Its product is annotated as histone-lysine N-methyltransferase SUVR4-like. Bases 226 to 2424 code for a protein of 732 amino acids. The record is from RefSeq and is a predicted model, not a curated record. Gene Ontology annotation, molecular function: zinc ion binding; protein binding; histone methyltransferase activity. The transcript has 8 exons. NCBI's taxonomy places the organism in Eukaryota, Viridiplantae, Streptophyta, Magnoliopsida, Poales, Poaceae. Gene Ontology annotation, cellular component: nucleus.
GUGAAGGAGUGAGGCGUCCUGUCUUCUUCCACCGACCACACCCACCGAUCAGGACUCAGCAUCACUGUGAGCGACUGACACUCGGCGAAUCGCCAAGGAAGCGAGAGGGGAAACCAGCCAGCCACCGCCCACAAACCCCAGCCAGGCCAAUCCCCAAGCUUCCUCUUGCAAACCCUAGCAAUGGCGACGCCGCUGUGAAUCGGAUCUGAUCGGACCGGAUCGAAGAUGGGUUCUUCCCGAGGUAACCGCAACGUGAGGGCACGGCGUGCCGUGAAGGCCAUGAAGCUCCUCGGCAUCCCCAGGGAGCAGACCGCCCCCGUCCUCAAGCGCCUGAUCGAGCUCUACGACGACAACUGGCAGCUCAUCGAGGCCGAGUCCUACCGCGCCCUCGCCGACGCCAUCUUCGACGAACAGGCGAACGGCGGGCCAGCCAAUGGCGGGGAUCAGGUGCAGGGGCAGGGGGAGCUCGAUCUGGAGCUGGAGGAGACAGGCACCAUGCCGGAAAUGUUCACGCCGGAGGAUGACGACCAGCGCCCUUCUACCUCCCUCGCCGUCGUCCGCAAGGACCCGGAUAAGCACAUCAGCGCACCACGCUCAGGGACUGGUCCCAGAGCAAACCCCCUUGGCGCUCACCCAACUCAAGCCGCUUCCCCUACACAGACCAGAGCGCUAAGCAAGCAGAGGCAGAUGCAGAUGCAGAUGAUGGAUGAAGAUUUUCAGCAGCCUGUCUUCCUGAGAGAGCCCAAGCCUGAACCUGUCGACAUGGAUGCAGUGGACUGUCUGAAUGUGCAACCUGGCUUGAUUCACCGUUCGCGCAAGCGCAGUGCGCCAUCCUUGGAGCUUUUGGCAUUGCCUACGCCUGAACAAACUCCUAGACAGAUUUCAGAAGGUGAUAGAAACAGGACAAUUCAGCGUUGCAGAGAUAGGGAAAUGCCUACUUUAUCGGUAGAGCCAGCGAGCAGCACAAUAAACAAUGGAACGGGAUCUGGAGUUGGAAAUGUGCAGGAAGCACCUUGUUUAGAUGUUGAUAUAGCAUCAUCCCCUAGGGGUGAUGUUAAGAUGUCUCUGAAAUUCAAUAUAGACCCAUCAAAGUUCCACAUGCCUGCUUUAGAAGCAGUUUUCAAGAUGGUUGAAAACAAAUGUCUUCGCUCUCCUGAUUUUUCCAUUCGCAGCAUCAUGACUGAGAUGUGCCAGUGUAUUGUGCAACAAGGCACUGAACAUACCGUGGAGCAUAAUACCCAAUCAGAUAUUGUUGGUAAUGGCAGCUUGUCAGAGAAUGGUAUAAAUAGAAAACAGAAAGCUAGAGAAGAACCGUUGGUUUCGAAAGGCUUGGAGAGUGGUCCAGCAAAUUCAACCCUUGCCCAGCAACACCAUUUGGCACUUUCUGUAUCGAAGACUAUUCAUGACAUAACUGAUAUAUCCAAGGGAGAAGAAAAUGUGAGGAUAUCGAUUGCAGAUGAAUCUGGCAGAGAGAAAUGCCCACCUUCCUUUUAUUAUAUGCCAACAAAUGCUGUAUCCCAGAAUGCUCUUGUUAGCAUGUUUCUUGCAAAGAUUGGCAGUGAAGACUGUUGCCCUGAAUGCUUUGACAACUGCUUGUCCUCACCGGCACCAUGUGCUUGUGCAAGAGAAACUGGGGGUGAAUAUGCAUACACACUGGACGGUUUGGUUAAGCCAGCAUUCAUUGAUGAAUGUGUCUCUAUGAACCGAUUCCCAGAAGAACAUCACAGGGUGUAUUGUAAAACUUGCCCGCUUGAGAGGUCUAGAAACAAAGCCUCGCCAGAGCCUUGCAGGGGCCACCUUGUUAGGAAAUUCAUCAAGGAAUGCUGGAGCAAAUGUGGGUGUAACAUGCAAUGUGGUAACCGUGUGGUUCAGCGUGGCAUAAGAUGCAAUCUGCAGGUGUUCUUUACUGAAGAAGGGAGGGGUUGGGGGCUUCGCACACUCGAUGAUUUGCCAAAAGGCACUUUUGUUUGUGAAUAUGCUGGGGAGAUACUAACACAUACAGAACUGCAUGAAAGGGCCAUUCAAAAUAUGCAGAAUGCUAGGUAUACACAUCCAAUACUUUUGGAUGCCGGUUGGUGUUCUGGAGGGGAGCCGAAGGAUGAAGAGGCUUUAUGCCUAGAUGGAACAUUCUAUGGGAAUGUUGGCAGAUUCAUCAACCACAGAUGCUGUGAUGCAAAUCUAGCGAUGAUUCCUAUUGAAGUGGAGACUCCUGAUCAUCAGUAUUAUCAUGUUGCAUUCUUCACAAGCAAGAAGGUGGAGGCUUUUGAGGAACUGACAUGGGACUACGGCAUAGAUUUCGACGACGAGAGGCAGCCCGUGAAGGCGUUCGAGUGCCUGUGCGGAAGCAGAUAUUGCCGGGGAGGUCGGCGCCACCUUCUAAGGAAGGAGAGGAGGAGGAGCAGAGUUACCGGCACCGCGGGAUGAGCCGAGGUAUUAGAAGGUUGUUGAUGCGAUGCGAUGGUUGCUUGUUUAGGAAGGGCUAAUUAACCAACUAGCUAGGGUAAUCAAGUAGUAAUGUCACAAGCAAGGUGCUGCAGGUGGAAGAAUGUAUGUAUGUAGUAGGUAGUUUGGCGUGUGCAUUUUGGACAAGUGAUGGAUGGUAUGGUAAGGGUAAAGGGUAAGGCGGAGGAGACGAUGGCUCUUCUCUUCUCUGCUCUGUGUAGAAGUAAAAUGUGUAUGGAUCAAGUGACCUCGCUCGCUCUUAAUAUUAGUAGAACAAGAUGUACUUGCUAGUCCAGAUGUGCAUAUACAUUCAUGGAUAUUUGUAUGUUACACCUGGCACCCAACUGGAAACAAUCCUAGUGGGCUGAGUUGGUUUG